CGAUCUUGAACUGACAAAGCGUAAUUAUGCACGUGCCGAAGAUAUGUGUCACCAAGGUUCAGGAGAUUGGGAAAAGAUAGUACUACGAGGACCUGCCAAAAAAGGAAGCGAAAUGCUCGAAAUGAAAAAUCUAGUAAUAUGGCACAAAACGGGGAAAUGUGAGCUCAAGAAGAAAAAUUCAAAGGUUGCAGAUUUAAAAUUAGAAAACAAAGUUAAAUGCCUACCAAUAACCCAUGACGUGAUAGGGGGGGAAAUGGAUACAAUUACUGUUGGUUGUAAAGCUGUCUUCAAUCAGUAG
Paramuricea clavata is the source of this 298-nucleotide messenger RNA. NCBI's taxonomy places the organism in Eukaryota, Metazoa, Cnidaria, Anthozoa, Malacalcyonacea, Plexauridae. The record is from the annotation of a GenBank genome assembly.